Molecule: messenger RNA, 1912 nt
Organism: Diuraphis noxia (Russian wheat aphid)
Lineage: Eukaryota; Metazoa; Arthropoda; Insecta; Hemiptera; Aphididae
Biological process (GO): regulation of transcription by RNA polymerase II; sex differentiation
Cellular component (GO): nucleus
Molecular function (GO): RNA polymerase II cis-regulatory region sequence-specific DNA binding; DNA-binding transcription factor activity, RNA polymerase II-specific
Source: RefSeq, a predicted model, not a curated record
CCGUUCUAGUCUCACCGGACACCGCCGCUGCUCGCGAGACGAUGCGGACACGCCGCUCUCUUCUAUUAAUAUGAUACAAUCAUCAUUGCUUAUAUUCAUAAUAUAAACGAAAAAAAAAUUGUUUUUACUACUUUUUCAUUUUGUUCUUACUCGUUCGAUUUAAAUCUCGCGCACACCAUUGUAGAUGAAUAUUAUAUGAUAUUAUUAUGUAUAUAAUUACACAAUACGCGUGAUAUACUAAUAUAUAUGUAUAUGAAAGUUUAUCGUAUAUGUGUAGUAUCUACAACAUAAUUCAUGUGCGUACGUAGCAUAUUAUAAAUGCAAUUUUUAAAUUUGAACCGCCACCGACCGCAACUUUUACCGCCACACGCGUACCGAUAAUACACUGUCACUGCAGUCGGCGAGGUAUACGUCAUAAUAUUUUUGUAAUAUUAUUUUGCAAUUAUCAUCAUUAUUGUUGUUGUUGCGACGUCCGAGUGAUUGUCAUUAAUUUAUUAUCAUCAGUACUAUUGCCGUUGCGCUCGGCACCGUGUACGUGGUGGUCCCGGAAAGGAGAGAGCGAGGAAGCCGCGUUGCUCGCGUACAGCCGGCGCCGGACGUACUGAGCGUCGUUCAAAGCGCGCGCGGUACGCCGGGCCGCAAGUGGGGACCGGCCGCACGGGAAAUCACGUGGCUGGCUGCCGGCGAAACACGUUUGUGCACAAAUAUCGGGACGGUGGUGCGUGCACGAGUGCGUUCCGUGCGUGACCGUGUUUUCGCCAACGGUCCGGGCGACGGCGGCACACGAUGGUGACGGUGCAGCAGUUGUGUCGCGCAUGAACGCCACGGCUGCAUCCGGCCUUAAGCGCACUCGUGCCACGAGCGACCGCGCUGACGCCGGCGGAAACACCGCGACCGACAGAAACGAUAUAGGACCGCGCCCGCGUUUAAUAUCAGCCCCGUACCCGGAAAUGCCGGCCAGCAGACAUCACCAUCACCAUCAACAUCAGCAGCAGCACGCGCAGGUGCAGGUGACUUCCACGGCGGCGGCUGUGGCGCAGCAAUCGGUCAAGGAUAAGCAGCGGUUGUGCACCAACUGCAAGAAUCACGGGUUGCGCAAGGUGUGGAAGAAGCACAAGCGAUACUGCAAGUACCGGGACUGCCCGUGCCCCAAGUGCAUGAAGACGGCGGCAACGCGCAAGAACUGCGCCGAGCAGACGGCCAAGCGACGGGCCCGGCAGGAAGACGAGCAGCGCGAACAGGAGCUCCAGCUGAACCCGGCCAACUUCCUGGACGAGCGGCCAAUACCGUACCAGUCGGAAGCCACCACGCCACAGUCCUGCAACAGACAGAACAUGAGCGAAUCCUCGCAGGUCGGUCGGUCGUCCACCCCUAAGGGUACGAUGUCAUCGCGGACGUCCGAUUACGAAGACCACGACAGCUCUUCCAUAGACAUCGGGGACGGAUGUGACGGCGUUGUCGGCGACGGCGACAGUAUGGUCGUGGACGACGGCGUAAAUAAAAAAGACAUCGACGCAGAUUCCAGACCCGGGAUAAUGACUGAUCAAAUCGAGCACGUCAAGACCAUACUGAAGGAGUUGGUUGGCCGCACCAAAGAUUUUCAAAACUUAAAUGCAUUCCGUCUAUUCGUUUUGAAACAUAACACGUACGACGUGGACAAAGCGACCAUGUUAAUUAAGCGAGGUGUACGUAGUAAACUAUUGAAUCAAAUUAAAUUGGUAUGCAGAACUCUCAUUUUGAGCGUGACUUACUCUUUUUAAGAUACACUAAUUAUUAUUCACCAUAAAUUACUUAUUAGAGUCGCGCCGAUAUCAAACAUUUUUUUAAAAAUAUUUAUUGGUUGUUAUAUUGUUAUUGCAAUAAUACAAUCAACAAUUACAUCAUAGAAUACACGUUUUUUUUUUUUUUUUUU